This is a messenger RNA of Coprinopsis cinerea okayama7#130, 3129 nucleotides long. RefSeq names its product RNA-binding protein Prp24. Gene Ontology annotation, biological process: RNA processing. Gene Ontology annotation, molecular function: protein binding; poly(U) RNA binding; mRNA 3'-UTR binding. The record is from RefSeq and is a predicted model, not a curated record. Gene Ontology annotation, cellular component: cytosol; cytoplasmic stress granule; nucleus. The transcript has 21 exons. Lineage: Eukaryota; Fungi; Basidiomycota; Agaricomycetes; Agaricales; Psathyrellaceae. Bases 1 to 3129 code for a protein of 1042 amino acids.
AUGCCAAGAACGAGGCGGCGUGGCGGUGCAUAUAUUCGCACGCUGCGCGACGCGGUUGGCUUGCCUCCGUCGUCAUCGUCAACGCCCCACCGCGCAGCAAACAAAGUACAAGGAGCUGCAAAUAUGGACGACACACAGUCACUCGAAGCCGUAUCCGACAUUCUGAACCAGAUAUCCGAAAAACCCCUCGACAUUGGUUUGCAUCUCCGGCACAUCGAACUCGCCAAUAAGCUCGAUGAUCUUGAAUCCCAGUUAUCUGCCUUCCAGAUGAUGGCAGACUUCGUCGCCGUUGGUGAUGAAGUAUGGCUGCCUUUGAUUGAAGCAAGAGAAACCUCCGUAGACUUGGAGACGGAGGAGGGUGUUGCAGAAUUGUUGCAGUUGUUCGAACGCGCCGAGAGUGAUUACCUAUCUAUUCCCAUUUUACAGAAGCACUUGAAGUUUAUCCUUGACGGUCAUGCUCGAUAUACUGGGGAGGAUGCCGUACCUAAACCUGCAACCUUGGGAGAGGUCUUCUCAACUGGCUGGAGUUUGGUCCACAUUGAGCAGAUCGUUGCUAAAGGUAUCUCCCACUUGAGCCAGAGUCGUUUGCUGUUCGACGCGCAGCGGGACUGGCUUUUGGAACAAUUGGAAACCUCGUCUCCGGAAGACAGGCCAAUUCUCCAGGAACACCUCGAAACACUGCUCAACGUCCGUCUGAAGCAACCACACUCGAAUUCGGACGAGACCUUCCAAACCUACUCGUCCUUCACAACGAAAUACAAGUCUCCUGCCGAGUAUGAGCAACUCAUGGUCGCUGCUUCCAAGGUCAGGGGAGCGAGUGUCAAAGCUUAUGAACGGCGGGAUUCCCUCGAAACCUCUCUCACACAGUCCAACAAUUCGCUCGACUCAUUCGCACAAUACAUCUCUUUCGAGAGGAGAGCCAGGUAUCCUGAUCUCCUCUCGACGCGGGGUAUAUAUGAACGCGCCAUCACUGAAGCCGCGAGUCGAAGACACAAGGGCGAGCAGGGAUCAGAGCAAGCGCUUCGAGCUUUCUGGGCGGGUUAUUUGGACGCAAUGAGGAUUCAAGAUGUUGGAAUCGACGUUGAGCAAGUACUGUACACUCGCGCUCUUCGCAGCGCUCCUGCUAGUGGAGAGGUUUGGUCCCGAUACAUCCGGUUCUUGGAACGCGCUGCCAAAUCCAUGGAUACCGAAGGCCUGGAAUCACCAGCGGACGCGUACAGUCGAGCCAUUUCGAGCGGUGCAAUGUCCGACGUUGAGAACAUUAUUUCGGUCACCCUCGCCUAUACAGGAUGGGAGAAGAGACGAAUCGAGGCCCAAGACCCUCCAGACUACGAUGACCUACCAAACCUCAUUGCAGCAGCCGAGAGUGCUAUCGAUCUAGUGCUCAAAGCCGACAAGGCGGGCGACCCGAAGUUCAGACUUGAGAAGUUCCUAGCUGGCCUCGGUGAUGUCGGUCUCGUUGAGGAUGCGGUCAAGGUGUGGAAGGCCGCCUCCAAAAAGCACAAAGGGAACUACGCCGUAUGGCUGAAUUACACCGAGACUCUCAUCAAGCACAAAAACUUCGAGGAAGCACGAUCCGUGUUCACAGAGGUGCAUACCAAACGUAUGGACUGGCCGGAGGCAGUCUGGGAGGCAUGGUUGUCGUUCGAACAGUUGCAUGGGUCUGUCGAAACCAUCGACUCUUGCUUGGAUAAGAUCGAGAAGGCGCAGGCUCAGCUGAACUUCUACAGAGCCAGGGAAAUGGAGAAAGCAUACCAGAAUCAACAACAAUAUGCAGCAGCUGCGCGAGCAUCUGCUACAGAUCCAGCUACGGAUGCUAUGAACGUCGACGCGCAGCGACCAAGCGCGCCAGAACCUUCUGCAAUGGAUGUCGACACUCCUGCUAUCUCUUCUCUGGACUCAAAGAAACGGAGGACAGACGAGGACGAACCCAGCGGCGAAACCUCAAAACGAGCAAGAUUUGAAACCAACCCUCCGGCGUUGAAGCGGGACCGUGAAAACACCACCGUCUUCGUCGCAGAUUUACCAGAGCAAGUCACCGAAGAUGAAUUGAAGUCCUUGUUCAAAGACUGCGGUUCCAUUCGAGAGGUCAAGAUCACCAAGCUGCCAAACGCUGUCGUCGCUCUUGUAGAGUUCUUUGAACGGGACAGCGUACCCGCAGCUUUGACCAAGGAUAAGAAGAGGCUUCAAGGACAAGAAAUUUCCUAUGGGAUGCUCUUUGAUGUCAGGUGGCCCAGCAAGAAGUUCAAGACCACCCGUCGCUUCUGCUACGUCCAAUUCACGUCUCCAGAUGCUGCCCAACAGGCGCUUGAACUACACCGCAAGGAACUUGAACCCAACCUACCUCUGAAUGUGUAUAUCUCCAAUCCUGAACGCAAGAAGGAAAGGACCGACCAUGAUGCGAAUGAGCGCGAAGUUUAUGUCGCUGGUCUCAGCAAGUUCACAACCAAAGCUGAUUUGGAGAAGCUAUUUGCGACGUAUGGUAAAGUCAAGGACGUGAGGAUGGCUACCGAACAAGAUGGCCACGCAAGGGGCUACGCCUUUGUGGAAUACGAAGAGCCGCAAGACGCUAGGCGAGCGCUUGACGCAAACAAUUACGAGCUGAAGAAACGCCGAAUUGCAGUGACCCUUGCGGAUCCUCGUGUGCGCGCGCGUCAUAACAAGUCGGAGACCGGCCUCGGACGCAACGCGGAAAUUCGAAGCCGAUCCAUCCGUGUUCGAAAUCUGCCUCCCAACACUCAAGAAGGUCUGCUGCAGCAAACAUUCGAAAAGGUUGCAGCUGUGCGUCGGGUGGAAGUAUUCGCCGACAAGAGAGAGGCUGCGGUGGAGCUGGAGACCGCUGCGGAGGCUGGAAAGCUACUGCUGCGCACUGAACCUUUGGUUUUCAACGAUGUCAUUCUGCAGUUAUCGGAGGAAGGCAAAGAUGGGGCACCAGCCAGGCCUGUCGCACCACCGCCGAAGACCGGCGGUUUGUUUGUCCCGCGCAAGGCCGGCGCUGCUUCACGACCGCGAGCUGGUCUUGGAUUUGCGAGAGCCCCUCCUCCCGCAGAAUCAAGUGGCUCAGGAGCCUCAAAUCAGGCUAACAAGGGGCAAGAUGACUUCCGCAAGAUGCUCGAGGGGGAAAAGUAG